Molecule: messenger RNA, 1973 nt
Organism: Ctenocephalides felis (cat flea)
Lineage: Eukaryota; Metazoa; Arthropoda; Insecta; Siphonaptera; Pulicidae
Product: flocculation protein FLO11-like
Exons: 10
Coding region: 1-1827 (608 amino acids)
Source: RefSeq, a predicted model, not a curated record
AUGAAAUAUGACUACAUAACAUUUACUGCUCUGAUAGCAUCGCAAUGUUUAGCAGAAGUCGAAAUAAUAACGAAGCCCCGUCCAGGAGAAGAGUACGUAAGUCUUCAGAGUGCCACAGUAGGAGGAACACCCGUAAGAACACCACAUAACGCGCGGCAAGCGCGUAAACAAGAGGAUUUCGAGACAGCCCAUAAGAUUCCCCAUCACGAAGCAACUGCUCGAGAUGAUGAAGACGAAGACGACGUCAUCGAAGAGAAAAAAGCAGACAAAAUUGGAAAGAAAUUAUAUUCGAAGGCCGAUUCUAAUAACAAGAGCAAGCCACAAAGUUCAGGCCCAGCAUACCUUACGACUACUGCUUCUCCAGUAGGCGACAAUGUCGGAAGUAAAAUAAACUACGGACUCACCGCACUGGUGAAUGAAGAAGCUGAUACAUUUAGUCUCGAGACAUCACCAAGCGAACAGAAACAUCAUUCUCGAAUUCAAAUAAAAAAGGGACCUAACGGUCAAGACUAUGAGUACGAGUACGUUUAUUACUACUACGACGAAGACGACCCGACAAAAACUGACCCUGUAGAUGAUUCGGAUAAGAAGCCUGUAAAUUCUGAAACUGAAAAUAACACCCUGCAGCAAGAAGCUAGUGCCAGCAAAACAAGAAACCGAUAUAGCAGUAUAGAAAGAAAUUCUCCUGCAUCAAAUGUUCAAGAACAUAAUGAAGUCAUACCAGAUGGUCGAUCUGGCGGAAGAUCGAGAAGCAGGCAAUCGGCUGAAGAAGAGAUAAGCGAAGAGCGUCUGCCAGUCAGCACCAGAUUUCCUCCACGGUCUCGACAAGUGACUACAACCACUUCAGCUCCAGCAGAUACUAGUUCUCCUUCAUCCGCAAGCACAGAAGAACGAGGCAGAAGUCCAGUCCGCAGGCCGAGCCUUGAACUUGUUGACAGUGCGAGCUUCAAAACUCAUGCUGGUGAUGCUUCAGUAUCUCAGUACAGAGAUGCUGACAAUCAACAUAGCCGUGAAAAUGCUGGAGUUGAAAAAGAAACUGCAGAAAAUGAUAAAUUAAGUGCUUCUGCAACAUCCGAAACCAACGUCGAUCAAACAACUGAAGGAAUCUUAGAUGGUACAACGGAUCCAUCGUCCAUGGAUAAGGUUGCUCUUGAUUUAUACGCAUAUCUGGCAGGCGAAAACUUGAAUGCUAACAGUGAUUCAACAACUGAAAGUAACGAUUCUACUACUGAAGGUAACGGUUCUGGCACAGAAUACACAACAUCAGACGAAGUCGAAAUUACUACAACAACGACAGAACCAACAACAACCACCACCGAGCCCACGACUACUACCACUGAACCAACAACAACUGCAUUACCAGCAGGCAGAAAUAGGUUCCGUUUGCGUACAGGUGCGCGACCAGGUGGUAAAGUAACAACAACUACUACCACAACAGCAGCACCAGUGGAGGCCCCAAAAACAAAAAGCCGUUUCUCUCCAGUAGGACAACGUCCAGCAUUUGGACGUGGCAGAACAACAGCAAAACCACAUGCAGCAUCCGUCGAUGAGCCACUGGCCACAGCCGAAGAAGCUAAACCAGUCUCACAUUCCAAACCAUCAAUAGAUUUAACUUACGAGGAAGAACAACAGCAGCUCCUAAUGCAGAAAAUGAAUCCGACAAGGAAGCAACUCCCAGUGCUGUUUCAUCUGGGCCUAAACUUACAAGGCCUAGACCAGCAUUUAGCAUUAGAACCAGAGGAAGGCAAACACCAACGAGUACAACAACCGAUGAAGAAACGCAAACAGAUGAAAAGAAAGAAGGAAACCAAGAAGAUGUGCCAGUAACACCAAAAACAGUCAGAUCACGUUUGAAUGGGCGACCUACCCGACCAAAACCACUUAUCGGUGGAAAGAGCCGAUCUACCGCCACUCCUGAUUUGAAUAAAGAAGAAACAAUUGCUGAUAGUGAACAUGCAGCUUCUGAAGGCGAA